GUUGUAAUAACCUUGAUGAAGCAGGUUCAGAAGGAGAGAUACCCAUUACAUAUUCUGACUGUGCUGCAGCUUGGAACUGAAACCAAAGUCAGAAAUCAUGAAUUGACUGCAGCAGCAUAUCUGAAAAAAAUUGUCAUGAGAUGCACUGAAAUAAAGGACUCAAAAGGAGAUCCUCUUUGCAUUCUUAAUUCUUCAAGUGAGACAGAUGAACAUCUUCUGAAAAUGGAAUACAUUAAGGCUGAUCCUGAUGGGCCAGACUUUGUUACAACUUACAAAAGCACCAAGCAAAACAUCAAUGUCAUCUUUUCAUCUUUGGAUAUUGUACUUCACACAGAGGCUUUACUUUCCAUCUUGAGUUUUCUCACCUUCAGUGUUCCAUCAGGUGGUCUUCCCAGUGCUGAGAAAUCAUCAGACCACAAGCCUCAAACAAAAGAAGAGGAAAAAGGAAGUGCUCUGAGACCAGUGGGUGGUGGUGCAGCCCACGAUGAUAUCUGUGAAUUAAAACUCACUGCAAAGCUCAAUGCAUUUGGUAUCACAGUGUGUGAUCAGACCUGUAGGAUUGCAGACAUCAGAAUACAAGGAAUGGAUGCAUCUGUAGUUAUGAAGCCUAAAAAGAUUAAAGUGUUCUCCAGGCUUGAGGACAUUGUAAUUACAAAUGUUGAUCCAAAAACAGUCCAUAAAAAGGCUGUGUCCAUCAUGGGAGAUGAAGUGUUCAGGUUUCACGUGUCCCUUUACCCAGAUGCCACUGCAGGGGAAGCCUACACUGACAUGUCAAGGGUGGAUGGCAAAAUGUCUCUGAAAGUGGGCUGCAUCCAGAUAAUUUACCUCCACAAGUUCUUCAUGUCUCUCUUGAACUUCCUGAACAACUUCCAGACAGCCCAGGAAGCCCUGACUGCAGUCACUGUCCAGGCAGCAGAAAUGGCAGCUUCCAGCAUGAAGGACUUUGCCCGGAAGAGCUUCCGCCUCUCCAUGGAUGUCAACCUGAAAGCUCCAGUUAUAGUUAUUCCUGAAUCCCCAGCCUCAUAUAACGCUUUGGUGGCUGAUCUUGGCUUAAUCAGAGUUCAGAAUGAAUUCCAGCUGGUGUCUUCAGAUGAGUCUCCUCUUCCUCCAGUCAUUGACAGCAUGGAUGUGCAGCUGACCCAUUUGAAAUUAUCGAGGUGCAUCAUAUCCACAGAUUCUCAACCAGACUCUGAAAUUUUGUGUCCUGUGAGUUUGACUUUACUGGUCCAGAGAAAUUUAGCAGCAGCAUGGUAUCAUAAAUGCCCAACAAUUGGUAUCAAAGGAGACCUGAAGCCAAUGCAGAUUGCACUCAGUGAAGAUGAUCUGACUGUUAUCAUGAAAAUUUUGCUUGAAAACCUUGGGGGAGCUUCUUCCCAACCAACUGCUGUGCAAGAGAAUGUUGAGUUCACACAGAUACCUAAAAAAGGGAAAGUUCCACAUGAAUCUGGUCCUCUUCUUGCUUCUGAACAAAAGAGUGUUUCUACAGCUCAGUCUUCUGUGGAAUGUUAUACAGCACUUAAAUUUGACUUCAAUUUUGAGUCACUUUCCGUAAUUCUCUACAACAGUGAUAAGAAUCAGAGCUCUCUGCUCCCCGUGCACAGCGACAGGCUGCGCCUCGGGGAGCUGCGCCUGCGCCUCAUGGCAUCCUCUGGGGACAUGUUCUCAGAUGGCUCCAUGGACAUUCAAGUUAAACUCCAGGCCUGUACCUUGGAUGAUCUCCGGGAAGGAAUUCAGAACGUGACUGCCAGAAUGAUAGACAAGAAAGAUGACACACAUGACAGUUCUAUGAUAGAUAUAAGGUAUAAGCAGGAUAAAAAUGGAACUGGAGUUGUUGCAGUCCUUGACAAGCUGUACAUAUGUGCCAGUAUGGAGUUUUUGUUGACAGUAGCAGAUUUUUUCAUUAACUCGAUGCCAGCAUCCUCAACUGAAAGAUCUGCACAGUUCCAAUUAAAGCAAGUUGCUUCUGGGAAAUCCAAGCCAGAAACAGAAAUACCUGUACGGCCAAAUAUGACAGUAAAAGCUGUGAUUCUGGACCCAGAAGUUGUGUUUGUUGCUAAUUUGACCAAUGCUGAUGCUCCUGCCUUAAAAGUUUCCUUCCAAUGUGACUUUUCUCUGACAUCUGGAAGGGAUGCACAGAGGAUGACUGCUCAAGUGAAUGGCUUCAAAGUGUUGGCCUGUGCCUUUCUCAAAGAAAAACAAGACAAGAAUGUUACUACUGUGUUACGACCAUGUUCCUUGGUCAUGGAAAAUAUGGUGCAUGUCUCAGGAUUACAGACUGUGGCAGUAACAAUAGAAGAACUUACUAUUAAGAUCUCGCCCAUAAUUUUGAAUACUGUCAUUACCAUUAUGGCUGCCAUAAAACCCAAGGCAACAGAGGAGGAUUCUAGAGGAGCAGCAGAAGUUGCUGAGAAUCUGUGGCAAGUGAAGCCCAUAGACGAGUGCAAUGCUUGGUUCCUCGGGGUUGAUGUGGCCACAGAAGCAACAGAGACUUAUAAGGACCGUGAGCAAAUUCUGAAACAGGAGAAGUUUGACAUUGUGGUGAAAUCAGUUCAGAUGACCCUGGAGUGUGGUCUGGGCCACCGGACUGUCCCUUUGUUGUUGGUGGAAUCUGCAUUUUCAGGUGUCCUUAAAAACUGGUCCUCGCUGAUGGAGGUCUCUGCUGACACGUCACUGGAGGUGUGUGGGAUCCAGUUGUUAGCAGUUUAA
Messenger RNA from Manacus vitellinus (golden-collared manakin), 2706 nucleotides. RefSeq names its product vacuolar protein sorting-associated protein 13C-like. Gene Ontology annotation, cellular component: extrinsic component of membrane. The transcript has 16 exons. The annotation marks the transcript as partial. The record is from RefSeq and is a predicted model, not a curated record. Lineage: Eukaryota; Metazoa; Chordata; Aves; Passeriformes; Pipridae. Gene Ontology annotation, biological process: protein retention in Golgi apparatus; mitochondrion organization; protein targeting to vacuole.